This is a messenger RNA of Adineta ricciae, 1491 nucleotides long. NCBI's taxonomy places the organism in Eukaryota, Metazoa, Rotifera, Eurotatoria, Adinetida, Adinetidae. The record is from the annotation of a GenBank genome assembly.
AUGACUACUGAAAAAAAAGAUUCUUCCUCAACGCCUGCAUCUCCACAUACAUCACAUAUCAGUGUUGAAGUAGUGGACCCUACUAUAAAGCAGGGUGAUAGCCAGAAGAUUUUGGAACGGAAGCUAAAGCGAAAACUGGAUAUACUCAUCCUUCCCCUCACAACAUUUCUCUACCUGUGCGCUCAUCUUGACCGUGGCAAUAUGGGCAAUGUCAAACUCCAAGGACUAAAGUCCGACAUCAUGGACGACUCGGAUACAAAGUAUUCCAUUGCUCUCACUUGCUUUUAUAUUGCGUACAUUACAUUCAAUGUUCCUGGCAACAUCAUGGCCAAGAUACUGCAACCAUCGAUUGCUAUAGGUAUAGCUGCUUUGAUUUGGGGAGUUGCUUCCUCUCUUCAAGCAGCCGUCUUCAAUUUUGCUGGCAUUGUUGUUUGUCGUAUCUUUAUUGGCAUUGGUGAAGCGUGUUUUGGCCCAGUUGUACCCCUAUACUACUCUAUCUGGUACAAACGAGACGAAAUUGCUCUUCGUAAUGCUCUUUUCAUCGGAUGCGGUGCACUAGCCGGAGCAUUCGGUGGACUCAUUGCUUAUGGAGUGUCAUUUGCAAAAGGCUCAAGUAUCGGGGCAUCGUGGAGAAUUCUCUUUCUGGUAGAAGGCUUACCUACUAUCGCACUAUCCGUACUCAUCUUUUUCUUCUUGCCCAGUCGACCUGAAACAAGCAAAUAUUUGACAGAAGAAGAACGAGAAAUCGCCGUUGCACGUCUUGCUGCCGAUCAGCACAAUCAAUCACACAAGAAAAAGUUUCAAUGGUCUGGUUUUCGACGUGCUGUCACAGAUUACAGGAGUUAUACAUAUGGUGUGAUUUAUCUCGGUGUUAAUCUCACAUUGAGUUCCAUUUCUGGCUUCUUACCAACCAUUAUUGUAUCGCUCGGUCACACAGAUGCAGAGGCUCAACUGUACUCGGUACCACCCUAUGCAUGUGCAGCUGUCUACAUGAUCAUCAUAUGUCGUCUUUCCGAUCGACUUCGUUGUCAUGGUUUGUUUGUUGCUGGUACGAUGUUACUUUCUUGUGUAGGAUGGAUCAUUCUCCUCACUGUCACCACGAAUCAACAUGCACGGUACUUUGCAACAUUCAUCGUCGUCAUGGGAGCUUUCACUGCUGUUCCAUUGAUGCUUAGUUGGAUCUCAAAGAACACACCUAACGAAUCUCAGCGAGCUGUCCAACUAGGCAUACUCAAUGCAAUUGGUCAAUGUUUUUCGAUCCUUGCCGCAUUUAUCUUUCCGACGAGUGAUCGUCCAUACUGGAAGCUGGGAUUUGGACUGAACUUGGCAUUCAAUGGUUUGUCUGCCAUUCUUGCUGCUAUACUCUACUGUCUCCUUCGUUACGAAAAUGCUCGCCGUGACAGACUAGCAGAAUCGAACAAUGCAGAGACAACUGAUCCAUCUACCACUGUAACUACUGAUCUGGCUCCUACUUUUCGCUACAUACCGUGA